AAACAUCUUCAUGAUAAAUAAUCAUCAUUUCAAAUGAUAAUUGGGAAAGUUCGUGAUGUUCAAUAAAACAUUUAUAACGUUUUAUAAUUUGUAAACAUACAAUCAAAUACGUCCAAUCUCCCACAGUUUGAAGAUGAAGGAAUUUCUGCUGCUAGUUCAGAUAAUUACAAUCAUCUCGCUACCAAAAGGCGAAGGAGCACCCAAACCUGUGGCCUUCUACCCUUUGAAUGCUGUCCACGAGACACGUGACAUCAGCGGCAAUGAUCUUCCGGCUGGAAUCGCGUCUGGCGUGACACUUGUCAAGGGACCUGAUGGAAGAGAGGAUGGGGCGUAUUACUUCUCUGGGACGUCCAGUAGCUACAUCGAGAUCCCUUACCACGCAAUGAUCGACACAAGAUACUCCCUCACUAUACUGACAUGGGUACGCCCUGAAAUGGAAGGUCCAAUUGUCCAAUACUAUCGCUCUAAUUGGGGCGUUCAUUUGUGGAUUUUGGGAUCAACAACCCCACAGUUAUACGUAAAAGUAAUGACUCUUUUGCUUACGGACACUGAUUUUACAACGAGUGAAGAUCUCAUUUGGCAUACUUGGUACUUCGUGGGGUUUAGCUAUGAAUAUACAUCAGGACGCUUAAAGCUCUUUCUGGAUGGAGUAACUGUCAGGGAGAUAUACAUCGGAACAUUUGAGACGGCAACAAACGGAGAGAUCCGCCUUGGAGCAGUGACUCCAGCAAUUGCAAGUCAAACCUACCGUGGUUGCAUCACAUGCUUACAGAUCUACAAAACAGCUCUCAGCCGGAAUGAGAUGCGAAACGCAAGUGGAGCCUGUGAUGAACUAAGCUCGCCAUGUUUCAAUUUCGUUCCAAUUCACGAGUUAACUCAGGCUGCAAACCGUACUUGGUACCGCCUGGAUGGCGGAGCUGCAAGACAAAUUACGACUCGCUGCCCGCAAAGCAGUCUGGGACUUAGUGGUUGGAUGAAUGGUUCUCAUCCUCAGAGGGAGACUGGGCCUGUAACACGUGACCUGUGUUUCGCUAACAGGAGCGGUUCUUGUGAGCACGAGGCCUUAGUGACAGUUCGUCAAUGUUACGGGUAUUUCGUGUACAAGUUCCUGGGACUUCCUUCUGGCAAGCUGAGGAUUUCUACCGAGCAAGGGAAAGAUAUCGAGACGCCAUUGGACGUCCUUUUCCAUCAAAGGCCUGGUCACCAUCUCACGGGUCACGUGUUCUACCAGGAAUCUCCUGUCCCCUCCCCCACACAGUGCGUUGAAUACUGUCUAGUAUUAGGUGAAAGAUGCAAGUCGGUAAAUUACAACAGCGGUCAAGACAACGGGAUUUGCCAACUGAACAAUGCCACGGCCUCAAAGUAUAAUCAGCACAUCUCCGCCAAUCAGCAGUGGGGAUAUUUUGAACCAAUCACAGUUACCCUUGUAUAGAACUGUCACAACGAUUUUUUGUGGUUGCGCAACCACUCUAUUUCACAGAGUAACAUACCUUCUCAACCUUGUGUUGGUUCAUACCUUGUCUACACCACGCCUUCGCAGACCAUCUAUUUUUUCUACAGCUUGCCUGAAGUCUUUCUAGUUAUACCACUCAACCGAUCAAAACUUGGAAUGCUGUCCUUAACGAUUCUGCGUGUUUUAGCCUAUCAAAACUGUGGAUUCUAUGAACCAAUCAGGGUGACGAUUGUCUAGAACUGUCAAAAUGAUUUUGCAUUUUCAGUAAAUCAGAGCUGUGGAUAUUAUAUUAUGAGCCAAUCACAGUGGGGUUGUGCAGAGCUAUCACAUUCGUAUUGCAUGUUUUAACCAACAGAGGAUUCUAUAAGCCAAUGACAGGGGUCAUGUAGAAGGUAUCAGAAGGAACGAGGUUGAAUAGUAUACUAUUUUGCACUACGCAUGAGAUAAACACUAGUAAAAAGAUACUAACUGCCUUUUGCGGUUUACCGUGUUGGGUAAGAUUAAAGUUUGUCAGAACAGCCAUCAAAUAAAAUACGAUUUCCACCA
Messenger RNA from Nematostella vectensis (starlet sea anemone), 1999 nucleotides. RefSeq lists its product as uncharacterized. The transcript has 7 exons. Lineage: Eukaryota; Metazoa; Cnidaria; Anthozoa; Actiniaria; Edwardsiidae. The record is from RefSeq and is a predicted model, not a curated record. Bases 134 to 1432 code for a protein of 432 amino acids.